Messenger RNA from Zingiber officinale, 471 nucleotides. RefSeq names its product shikimate O-hydroxycinnamoyltransferase-like. Lineage: Eukaryota; Viridiplantae; Streptophyta; Magnoliopsida; Zingiberales; Zingiberaceae. Bases 1 to 471 code for a protein of 156 amino acids. The record is from RefSeq and is a predicted model, not a curated record. Gene Ontology annotation, molecular function: acyltransferase activity, transferring groups other than amino-acyl groups. The transcript has 3 exons.
AUGGUUGUGAUCAACGUGCUGCGGUCGACGAUUGUGCAGCCGGCGGAAGCGACCCCGAAGAGACGGUUGUGGCUCUCCAACCUGGAUCUGGUGACGCCGCAUCACCACACGCUGUUCGUCUUAUUUUACCGUCCGGAUGGGUCGGCCAACUUCUUUGACGCGGCGGUGCUGCGCGACGCGCUGUCCCAGGACGGUCGGAUCGCGAUCGAUUGCAACGGUGAGGGGGUGCUGUUUGUGGAGGCGGAUGCGGAGACGACGGUGGACGACUUCGGCGACUUCGCACCCACCAGGGAGCUGGAGCAGCUGAUCCCAAAACUAAAUGCAGACUACACCAACGGCAUCUCCGCUUUCCCGCUUUUACUCCUCCAGGCUCUGCCUCUUCGACUACCCUCUUUUACUUUCUCCAUUGGUGGUUUGCUUGCUAACAGUCCAUCAGGAAACUUUGUCAAGCAGGCCAUAGAAGUAAUCUGA